AUGAGUGCAUCACGUCGCAUGCCCAAAUUUGAACAGGCAGGAAAGUUCACGGGCGAAAACCAAUCAGCUUCGAGAUGGCUCCGGAGGAUUAAACUCGAUCUUGCUGCCGACAACCCCGAUACUAUCUCAAUUUCCAUGUAUUUAUGGGCUAUUGAUGUUUUGUUGGAAGGACCUGCAGCACAUUGGUGUGAUUCUGUCCCCAAGAUCAAAGAUAUCUUGGAGAAUUACGACAAGGCAAAUAUGUCCGAGGUCAAAUGGUUGGAGGGUGAGCUGAUAAAGCAAUUUCCUGGGAAUUUCGUCCCUCCUCCUGUGGAUCGCGUGAUUAGGAGCCGUUCACAUAGUCUAGAGGCAAGCUCGGACUCAGGUAGCACUGCAACAAGGCUAGGAAAGAUGUAUAUUGGGGAGAAACCCAAACCUUGGAAUCAAAGGCGAGAAGCACCACAAGUUUCCGAAGUGCAACAGAGAAUUCGGUACCAUGACGAUGGACAAUACAAACGUGGGUCACGACAAAACCCCGCAGAAGGAAAUGUCAUUGAUGAAUACAAAUUCAAUGACAAACCCACGACUGCACCGAGGUCUCCAAAAUACCACAAUCAGCAGUACCACAGCUCUACAACGUCUGGCCAAACACCGCAAGUCUCCAAGAGUUACAAUACUAAUCGAGCCCAACCACCCCCAUCUCCAAAAGGCAUCCUGAAAAGAAACACAAGCUAUUACCGGCAGCCAAUUACCCGUUCUCACAGCAGCCAAGACCACCCAAACGUCCGCUACUCAAGAGCUAGAAGUCCCCCUCCCAUUCAAAGUAAUCGUGAUACAGACCAAUAUCGAAGGCCUGGAACGCAACAGCCCCAACAAUUACCAGAUGCCCAUCAUCCAACUGGUCCAUCUCGCCCUCCUGUAUCGAGGUCGAUGUCUCAGAGUUCAAGAACUCCUUAUCAGGGAGUCACAAUAGUACCAUCUAAGUCUCCAAAAAGGAGUUGGUCCUAUGUGCCAUCUAGCUCUUCCCGGUCCACUCGCUAUCCAGUCCAGAAGUCGCCUAAUAAUGAACGGGAUCCAUUACCGAAUCCAAGACGAUCAGACUCGACAUCUAGUUCUUGGAAAACAUCAAAUACGGCCAUUGCUACACUUGAGCAUCGUCGUCAAUCAUCAGCUCUGUCUCCUCGGAAGCCGGAAUUUGAACGCAGAACGACAUAUCCGAAAAUGGGAGGAGAAUGGCGAUGA
Molecule: messenger RNA, 1221 nt
Organism: Sclerotinia sclerotiorum 1980 UF-70
Lineage: Eukaryota; Fungi; Ascomycota; Leotiomycetes; Helotiales; Sclerotiniaceae
Exons: 1
Coding region: 1-1221 (406 amino acids)
Source: RefSeq, a predicted model, not a curated record